Molecule: messenger RNA, 1405 nt
Organism: Lotus japonicus
Lineage: Eukaryota; Viridiplantae; Streptophyta; Magnoliopsida; Fabales; Fabaceae
Product: F-box protein PP2-A13-like
Exons: 3
Coding region: 330-1115 (261 amino acids)
Source: RefSeq, a predicted model, not a curated record
UGAUCCCAAGUCAUAUAUAUCUCUGAACAGAGUUCCUUAUCGGAUCUAGGGUUCACAAAAUCCAAUUUCUGCAACAGAGUUCCCAAAAAUCUCAAUUUGCCCCCUAAUUCUCUUCAAAUCCUCACGUUUUCUUACCCAAUUAUCAAAUUCAGGUCCAAACACAAAGUAUCAAGACCAAUUCAGAUUCUGGGUGUGCGAUAAUCCAAGAAGAGCUUUGCAAUUUUGGGGGAAAUCAAAGUGGGUUGGUAUUUGAAUUGACAAAUUCAGGUUGAAGUUCAAGUUUGGGGUUGAAUUCUCAUUCUGAUUACGUGAAAUUUGAGAGUUCUGAUAUGGGUGCUAAUUUUUCCUCUUAUGAUGGGGAUUCUGCUGCUUUGGGACCAUGGCUUGGGGAUAUACCUGAGGGUUGUGUGGCAUUGGCGUUUCGUGAUGCUUCAUUUGCAGAUUUUAUCUGGGAAUCGAAGUUGCCUUUGAAUUAUAAGUUUAUUGUAGAGAAAGCUUUGGGGGAUGCUUCUGUUGCAGAAUUGGGGAAGAGGGAUGUUUAUGCAGCACUCUGCAGGCCUAAUUUGUUUGACAAUGAAACCAAGGAAAUUUGGCUAGAUAAGAGGACGGGUGGAGUUUGUUUGGCGAUUUCUUCCAAAGCGUUGAGGAUUACAGGGAUAGAUGAUCGGAGAUAUUGGAAUCACAUUGCGACUAAAGAGUCAAGGUUCCAUACAGUUGCAUAUCUUCAACAAAUUUGGUGGCUUGAAGUGGAAGGAGAUAUUGAUUUCCAAUUUCCACAUGGAACAUACAGUGUGUUCUUCAGACUCUACCUUGGCAGGUCAUCCAAGAAGCUGGGUCGUCGAGUUUGUAAGACUGAGCACAUCCAUGGUUGGGAUAUAAAACCUGUCAAAUUUCAGCUUACGACUUCUGAUGGCCAACAUGCUGAAUCCCAUAGUCAUUUGGAUAAUCCAGGGCACUGGGUCCUCUACCAUGCAGGAAACUUUGUUUCUAAGAAUUCAAAUGAUUUGAUGAAUAUCAAAUUUUCAUUAUCUCAAAUCGAUUGCACUCAUACGAAAGGUGGUUUGUGUGUAGACUCUGUACUUAUAUGCAACAGUAAUGCAAGAAAAGAGCUGUAAAUUGUUUUUGUAGGUAGGAAAGUGUUACAGAGUUGGAUUUUGCGAUUUUGGAUGUAGGGGAGUUUAAUAUAGGUCAUAAUUGAAAAUAUCUCCAAAAAAUUGCUUCUUUUAGAUGUUUUGGUUCUCUAAUAGGACAAUGUUUUAGACUUUUAGUAGGCUGCACAUAUUUAUUUUACCCCUUUUUUGGCCUGGAAUGUAUUUGUGACUCAUGUAUAUCUCCUCUUUCAUUGAUGUUGGGAAUUGAUUGUUGUGUUUUCUCAGAAUGAAACGAGUCAUGUGUUCAAACUUCA